GUUUAGAACGGUCACACUAAAUUUACGACUCACAAAGGCUUAGAAACAAAUAAAUUAAAUGGGAGGCUCUAGCUAUGAUGUGCUGCGAAAGCAGGCCCGCACACUCGAAAAUGAAAUCGAUCUGAAACUUGUGGCAUUUAGCAAGAUUGGAGCUGGUGGCAUUAGCAACAGCAUAACAGCUGACACAUCACCAUUGUUGGGAGAACAUGUCUUCGAAUCCCUGUCGGAGGAGAUUGAGCAAAUGCUGGAAAAGUUAUCAUCGCUAAACGAAUCCAUGUCUGACCUGCCCGCAACAGGUGCAGCCGCCAUGCACACUCUGCAGCGUCACAGGGAAAUACUGCAGGGCUAUCGACAGGAGUUCAAUAAGAUUUGCGCUAAUCACACUACGCGUAUCGAGCGGGAGGAACUGCUACGUGGUUCGGGCUUGGCCACCACCAGUACCGGUAGUCCAUCGAUUUCGGGACUAAGUCGUCGGGAAAUGUAUAUGAAGGAGAGCGGCCACUUGGGCAGUGCCAGCCACAUGAUCAACGAUCAGAUCAACAUUGCCAUCGAGACGCGAGAAAAUCUGCAUGCCCAGCGGCAUGCCUUCAAGCGAAUGCAGACACGCUUCAAUGACAUAUCGAAUCGUUUUCCCUUAAUAUCCAGUCUUAUUCAACGUAUUAAUAUCAAAAAACGCCGGGAUUCCCUUAUUUUGGGAGCCGUUAUAGGGUUCUGUGUCAUUUUGUUACUGCUAUAUGCUUUUAACUAACGUUUCCAAUUCCGCCAAAAAGGGCACUCCAAAGAUGAACUUGACUCAACUUCUAAUAUCCGCAGUUUCCGUAUAUUUCUCUCCGUUUCAUGGUAUUUGUGUAUAAUUAAAUUGUGAUAGAAAUAAAAUUUAAUAUUUAGGUAAUCAUUCACAUAUAA
This is a messenger RNA of Drosophila willistoni, 906 nucleotides long. RefSeq names its product Golgi SNAP receptor complex member 1 (gene Gos28). The coding region runs from base 59 to 748 and encodes 229 amino acids. The transcript is spliced from 4 exons. Gene Ontology annotation, biological process: vesicle fusion; endoplasmic reticulum to Golgi vesicle-mediated transport. Gene Ontology annotation, cellular component: SNARE complex; Golgi membrane; cis-Golgi network. NCBI's taxonomy places the organism in Eukaryota, Metazoa, Arthropoda, Insecta, Diptera, Drosophilidae. Gene Ontology annotation, molecular function: SNAP receptor activity. The record is from RefSeq and is a predicted model, not a curated record.